UUUGGGGGGGGCGUGUGUUGUUCUUGCACAAGCGCUCCGUGUUGCGCAGACUGGAAACCUGACGUGGAGAGCAGCCGAGCAGUCCGAGCCGACCGCGGCGUGUGUGUGAGUGUGUGUGUGUAUGUGUGUCUGUGUGCGCGCGCCUGUGUGUAUGAGUGUGUGACAGUGACAGAGUUGCGGCAGGGGCAGAUCCGGAUUGAGAAAAAAAAAGUGCCUGAGGCUGCCCUCCCGCCGGCUGGCUCACUCCUCGCCGCUCCGCCGGAGUCCGGACGGGACCGCCGGCGACGCGCUCCUGGAGCCCGGCUGCGCGCUGGCCGCGGAUGACCCGAGAGACCCCCCCUCCCCCCCGCCCCACACCACCACCACCAGCUCUGGCGACCGGACUGUCGGGAAAACUGGAAGUAAACUAACAUUCAUUGACUUGUGAGCGAUGCACUGGCAGCAUGGCCAAGUGGUUCAAGGAGCACCUAGGAUUCAAAACUACCAAAGCCCCCCCUCCGGCGCCUCCCAAGCCGGACUACAGACACUGUCACACCGGCGUGCCCGGCGGUGCGCCCGGCUCCGGGGCCACCUUCCCCAGUCCCGCUCAGCCGGACAUCCUCGCUGCCUACAAACUACAGAAGGAGCUGGACUUCGAGGACCCCUACACUCCAGGUGGAAAUAUCUCCUUCGGCUCGAGCCUGAACGCCGUGGGCUCUCCGGAUAUCAAGUACGUGUCUCCGAAGCACCGACUCAUCAAGGUGGAGACCAUCGAGAAGAGCAGCCCGGCGCCCGGCGGGGGCGUCACGGUCACCCAGGCGGUGGCGGUGGCGGUGGGGAGCGUCAAGUCCCCCACCUCGCCCCCGUCGGACCACGACAACAAGGACAAGCUCAUUAUCCUUGAAGACUACGCGGACCCUUUCGAUGCCGAGCAGGCCGGCGGCGGCGGCGGCACUCAGACCACCACGGAAAAAGUCACCACUGAGAAUGACGGAUACAUGGAGCCGUACGAAGCGCAGAAGAUGAUGGCAGAGAUCAGGUCCAGCGGGCGAAGCCAGAAGGAAGGAUCUGUGAGGCAGCUGCCCCUCUACGACACGCCGUAUGAGCCCGCCGAGAACGGCGGGGACUCGGACCCCGAGCGACUGCGCUGCCCCAGAGAGAGCCGGCUGCCCCAGGACGACGAGCGACCCCCCGAGGAGUACGACCAGCCCUGGGAGUGGAAGAAGGAGCGGAUUUCCAAAGCUUUUGCAGCUCUGCUUUGUUAUGACUGCAUUAGCUACGAGGGCUCGGUAAGUGGCACUGGAUCAGGUCCCCAGAGAAGAAAGGACUCCACUUCUAAAUCUCUCACAGUAGAGAUUAAAGUGAUCAAGGACCUACCCUGGCCCCCUCCCGUCGGCCAACUCAACACCAGCCCUCCCCCGGUGGAGGAGCUGGAGUCUCCUUCACAGACAGCUCAGGCGUCGCCCGGACAGACGAGCUGUGACCAGCACCACCAGGUUCAGUUUGACGGCGUGGAGAAGUCUCGAAUGUCGCCCACCAAGGACGGAAAAAGUCGCCCGCUGCAGCGGCACUCCAGCGGCUGCCUGGUUAACACCAAAAUGACGUCGCUGGACCACUGCAGCAGCUCGUCGCUCGGGGAGCGGAUUGACCCCACCAUGCCCCUGGAGAGCCAGUUUUGGUACCACGGAGCCAUCAGCCGGACAGACGCAGAGUCUCUGCUCAGACUGUGUAAGGAGGCCAGCUACCUUGUGAGAAACAGCGAGACCAGCAAGAACGACUACUCCCUCUCCCUGAAGAGCAGCCAGGGCUUCAUGCACAUGAAGCUGUCACGGACGAAGGAGAACAAGUACAUCCUGGGCCAGAACAGCUGCCCCUUUGACAGCGUGCCUGAAAUCAUCCAUUUCUACUCCAGCCGGAAGCUGCCCAUCAAGGGCGCCGAACACAUGUCCCUGCUCUAUCCCGUAGCCAUUAGGACACUAUAGUGCUCUUGGAGCCCUGCAGGAAUUACGCCCUUGCAGCACUCUCCUGUCUACCCCCUGGAGGCCCGCGCUUUCCGUCCGACCAGACGAGAAACCCACGAGGCCUCGGGGCUAGACGAACAGUGGCAUCCCAAACUGCUGAUCCUGACUCACCUCACUGGCCGACAGAAUCCAGAUCCGUCUCGAAGGCCUCCUGCACACUCUCUCAUACAUACAGACUCAGUGUUGCAGAGGUUUGUAUUAUUUUAUUGUAUUUUAUUUUAUUUAUGACGGACAUCUGCUUAUCACAUCAAAGACUGACUAUCUGAAGAGCAUCAUUUCAUUGAUUGUUGAGCUGAUUAACCAUAGCACUUAACACUCAAAGAGAAAGCAAGGUACAACAAAGUAUUUGUCACUGGGAAUCUUUCAUCAUAAGCUGUACCUUUUUCCUGUGAGUGCACAUCGUGUCAAUUCUCUUUAAGUUGCUCAUUUGGCUAGGCUCUGCUGAUACUGUAAUUGUGUUUCAAAGGGGACUUGAAGAUUAUAGGAGCCGUUUAAGAAAAGCAGCGUCUCUGAUGUUCAUUGAGCUGUAUUGUCCACAUGGGCCUCAUACAAGUGUCCAGGAUAUUGAAUAAUCCGGCUGGCGGAUGAAUGGUGCGUCCCCAGCUGUGGGGAAGACAACGGGGCCUGUGAACUGUGCAGGCUUGAUCUCUUCAUCUUGUCAUAGCCCGUGUUGUCUGCUAUCCAUCAGUGAGUGGGUGUAUCACACCAAUGACAGUGUAAGUACCGCAGUGGUGAGACAGGCGGUGGGGGGGGGAGCGUGAUGGAUGGGUCGACCCCGUCUGACACAGUACAAUUGGCCAAGGCUGGAGAUCGGAGCCUGUCCAAAUGGACCAAAUUACCCCCACUACCCCCGCUUAGAACGGCUUUGCAUCGGGAGAAUGAAAUAUGCCUGCAUUGUCUACCUCAGAAAAUCAAUUUCAUUCGCCCAUCUGCAGAUCAAUAGGUACAAUGGGAUUGCAGACAUCGAUCUGCUCCCCCCCAACAUUCCCGAACCCCUUAAACAUUAUGUCAUUGGUUUAAGGAAUAUGUUUCUUUGAAUACAGUUACACCAGAAUUUUUUUUUUUAUAUUUAAAAAAAAAAACAACAAAAAAGACUUUUCCAGAUCAGCAAUUGUAUGUAUAGUCACUAUUAUAAUACUGUGUGAUGUCAGUAACAGAUGUUUGGUUAAUGCCUUAUAAUGCAUGGGUCAAAUCAGUCCGAUAGAUCAGCUGAUUUCCAGUUCUGCUUUUAGCAAUUGUUCUGUGACUGUAAUUUAUUCUGGGGUAAUUAUUACUGAUGUGUUGCUCCUUUGUGACUGGCCCGUGCCCCCUCCCCCCCCUCGUCCCGCCCCCCUUUCCCCCCUCAGUGUUCUGUGCUGAUGUGAUUGUGUUUUGGGGACUACUCCACCCUCCUCUCCUUUUUUUUUUUCUUUUUUGUCUUUUUGCAGUGGUGCUUUGCUUGUUUUUAGUUGUUGUAUCCAGUUCUGCACGUCUGUGCACGUCGGCUUCGGCCUCGCUCCGGGACACAAGUCGCUCGUGUCCCCCCCCCCCCGCCCUCGCCGAUCUGAGCGGGGGUCACGGGGCAUCACAUGGGAGUUGAUGGCGGAACCCCCAACACCUUCCGAACCCCACGUCGAUCACAGCGCAGCCUUUCCAAACCAGAUAAACACUUAACUUCAACUGCCGGAACAAAAUCUCCAGAUGCCCCUCAAACAUGUGGGUAUGUGUGUGUGUCCAACACACACACAUGUGUACGGGAUUAGCAUGCACACGGGAAUGUUUUUGACUCUGCUGGUACCUGUUCAAAGCUGUUGCUCCAAGGAUUUUUUUUCCCUCCCUUAAACUCAAAAACAAAGAAUUUGCCUUGUGACUCAAUGAUUUUUUUUUUUUUUUUCGUAUUUAUGAAUUCCCUCAUUACCGCCUUUGAUUUUAACAGCUCAAAGGAAGAACAUGUUUGUUUUAUUUCUUCUCUGCAGCCUUUUGUUACAGAACGAAUAAUAUUUCGGCUCACAGCGUCCAAUAUUGCUGACCAAUUACAGCUAGAAAAAGCUGAUUUUCCGACAGUGGCUGCACCGUGAAGCGGGCCUAAUAAGCCUAAUGCAUGUGUGAUCAGGCCUCUCGGGGGAGGAAGCUUUUAUCAUUUUUUGAGUUGCAAAAAUCCAGUUGUUUCUUCAACAAAUAAAUCUUGUGAGGAAGGCUUUUGUCGGAGCUGAAGAGUGAAAAAAAAAAAAAAAAAAGACUGACACUUUAAGAAACUGACAUUAACAAGCAUGACCACUGAAUAUACAAAGUCGAAUUAAGGUUUUGGCUUUGACUGUAUCUCUGCUGUGCGCUAUGCAACUAUGUACCGCAGUCAGUUUAUCGGGAAAUGAAAUUACUUUGUGCCUCUGACAGAUGUUUAUGACAAAUGUGAUGGUACAAAAUGUCAAGAUGUAAUCAGCCGAGUGACAUGACUAGUAAAAAUAUAGAAAUAACACAAAAAAAAAAGAAUAAAUAGAAGUAGGACGUAUUCUGAAGUUUAUUUAACUGGUGCAGUGAGAGCAUCAGAUAAGGGUGCCUCAUCGUGGCGUCUG
Messenger RNA from Salarias fasciatus (jewelled blenny), 4552 nucleotides. It is a transcript of the gene shf, whose product is annotated as Src homology 2 domain containing F. NCBI's taxonomy places the organism in Eukaryota, Metazoa, Chordata, Actinopteri, Blenniiformes, Blenniidae. The record is from RefSeq and is a predicted model, not a curated record. Bases 444 to 1961 code for a protein of 505 amino acids. Gene Ontology annotation, molecular function: phosphotyrosine residue binding. The transcript is spliced from 8 exons.